AUGGCCUACGCUGGUAGCAUCCUCACCGAUCGGCACGGAGUGCCGCAGUAUAGCGGCGAGGCAGAGCUUUUUGAGGAAUAUGAAGAACGAGCUUGGGAUUUGUUCCACGGCCGUGAAGGCCAGGACGCACUUCAGAUCGCCACCCCUGUCCAUCUUCGAGCAGGUCUCUCCGGCGCAGCCUAUGAGUCGGUCCGGAAGCUAGAGCAUCCAAAGCUGAAGACGAAAACCUCAGAGGGAAAACCAACGGAUGCCGGGAUGAAGUUGUUCAUCCAAACGCUGAAGGACAGCAUAGCAGCCGAGCUCCCUGUCAAGACGAGUGAACUGUUCUUCCAAGCCUUCUACUCCCCGAAUGUCUGGAGGAAGAACAACGAGACGAUGCAGCAGUACAUCGUUCGACGGGAGCAGGACUUUCGAAGGUUGGAGGAGAACGCGACUGGAACCUCCGUCCCUGAGCAGAUCCGGGCGAUGAUGCUCCUAUGUUUUGGAGGCCUGGAUCCCAAGGAACAGACAAGCAUCCUGAGUUCCUGCAACAACACGUACGAGUUCCAGAAGAUCGCACACGCGAUGAGGAUCCAGUACCCCAACUCUGCCGGCAAGCCCGUGAUCCGACGAGAUUAUCUUGGUGCACGCAGCUCAGGCCAACCUCUCCAGUCACAGCACUUCCGGGCCAA
Messenger RNA from Durusdinium trenchii, 671 nucleotides. Lineage: Eukaryota; Dinophyceae; Suessiales; Symbiodiniaceae. The record is from the annotation of a GenBank genome assembly.